Molecule: messenger RNA, 3454 nt
Organism: Diorhabda carinulata
Lineage: Eukaryota; Metazoa; Arthropoda; Insecta; Coleoptera; Chrysomelidae
Product: protein TFG-like
Exons: 6
Coding region: 165-1148 (327 amino acids)
Biological process (GO): endoplasmic reticulum to Golgi vesicle-mediated transport; COPII vesicle coat assembly
Cellular component (GO): endoplasmic reticulum exit site
Molecular function (GO): identical protein binding
Source: RefSeq, a predicted model, not a curated record
GAUUUGACAGCACCGGUAUUUUGACAGCUCAUAAAAAACUUUUGACGUUGCGGCUACAUUUUGUGUUUUUGUCCAUUUUUAAUCGUUUCACUCACCUCCCGUUAAUAAAUUGUACACUUUUCAUACUAUUUUUGUAAAUUAAACCAUUUAAUGAAAUAUUUAAGAUGGAGAUCAAAAGUGAGUUGGAUUUAAGUGGUAAAUUAAUAAUUAAGGUACAACUAGGAGAUGAUAUUAGACGAAUCCCAAUCCACAACGAAUCUUUAACGUACGACGAACUGGUUUUAAUGAUGCAAAGGGUUUUUAGGGGCAAAUUAUCCGCUAACGAUGACAUCACAAUCAAAUACAAAGAUGAAGACGGUGAUCUAAUAACAAUAUUUGAAAGUAAUGAUUUAUCAUUUGCAAUACAAUGCAGUCGUAUUUUAAAAUUACAAAUUUUACUUAAUUCUGAUAUGAAAAAUGACUCUGGGAAUGCUUUGUCAUCUAAUGAAGUAACUAAUCUCAAGAAGCAGCUCCGAAAUAUAAGAGAUCAAGUAAAUAACCUGCUUGAUACCAUAGAUAUACAGGAAAACAAAACUGUCAAUAGCGGGCAUCAAGAAGGAGGUGAGACAUCAAAUAUAGAUCUGAAUCAAUCCAGUUCAUCUUUAAACAAAGUUAACUCAAGUGAAUUUGAUCCACUUCAAGACAAAAAUCAGAAAAAUGGUACUGAAGAUGUUAAAGAUUCAAAACCAUCUACUCCACAAAUUAAUAAUGAAGGAUCUGGUAGUAGACCUCAGUCAGUAUCAAUGGCAACAACUCCAGGUCAGCAAUCUGUUGUAACAUCAGCAGCAAAUCCACAUGGAAUGAGCGAUUAUUUUGCAAGAUCAUCGAGCGCUACUAAUUUUCCAGGAAUGCAGUACAGCUCUUUACCCUAUCACCAACAAUACAACUUUCAAUCAACUGGACGCUAUGUUCCUCAAGUAAUGGAUAGCUCCCAGGUUCCAAGCUCUAAUGCUUAUUCAAAUCCACCACAAGGUAGCAUCUCCUAUCAACAACAACCACAAUAUGGUCAUCCUCCAGUUGUAUACCCUCCAUCAGCUCAAGGCAACCCCUACUCAAAGGGUUUCACUCAACCAUCCCCACAACACGGUUUCAUGCCUCCACGUCAGUAGGCAACCCACUUAUAUUAAGACUAUUUUAGACUAGUCUAUGGAGCGAACUUAAAUUCUGUUCAAUUAUCUGUUAUCAUUCUGUUUGAACUUUAUAAAUUAAUGUUGAGUCAUUGAUUUAAAAUUCAGAUAAUAAUCAGAUUAACUACCGAAAAAGAUAAUAAGUAGGAUUGGGGAUAAAAACUAAUAUUAAUUUCAUUUACAAAAUACAUUAAUAUUAUGUGAAGAAUGAAUAUAGAUUUUAAGUAUGAAAGUAAAUAUUACAGUUUUGAAUAGCUUUCAACAGUUCAUCUGAAAUAGGUAUAGACUGGUUUAUUGAUAAAUAAUGUUCUUCAUAUCCAUUAGCAUGAGAUAAUUGUAGUUCAUUGUUAUUUGAAAUUAAAGCCAAAAUCUUGCUCUAAUAAUGCCAACUCAUCUUUCUGUUUGUCAUACUAAAUAUUUCUCUAUUUACCUUUGUUAGACACAUCAUAAAUAGUUUCACAGAAUAAACACUGAGGUGAGCCAUAGUAUAUUGGUUUGGUUAAUUUUGUCAGUAUUAGUAAUGAUUAGAUAUUGUUAUUUAAAAAAACUCAGCAUCAGAACAUCAAACGUUUUAGAAACCUUGUUGUUUUACCAAUAUAUAUUUUAUUUAGAUGCUGAAGUCCUCAAACAGAUUGUUUUUCCACAUUCUCUAUCACAAAGAUUAAACAGUUUAUUUUUAAGCUGAAUUUAAAUGACAUUGCCGGUUUGUAUCAUGAACUUUUCAUAAGUUUAAUUUUUCAGAAUAAAUACUAAAUUCUUUUUAUAAGUUUGAAUAUUGACAAUACAAUACUGUUUAAUAUAAGUACUGAAAUGCGAGGCUGUUCAAUUAUUGUGAAGAAAUGUAAAUUUUAGUAUAAUUUACAUUUAUUAAAUGGUUUCAUUAUUUCAUUGUCUUCAUCAUCAUUUACUUGAAUCAUGUAAUUGUCUUAGGAUCACUCUUUGUAUUGCAAAUAAACCAAAAAUAUCAAAAUACUGAAUAAAUAUAACAUUACAAAUUUGACCUUCUAAUGAUUCGAUUAUAAGGAACAAAGAAAUAGAUUUUGCAUAUCCAAUUUUCGAAGCUUUUGAUUAUCCAUAGUAAUUCGUAUGUUUUCUUGUGUUUGUUUCUGUUCCUUUAAUUUGAUAUAAGAUAGAACAUCCAUGAAACUGGAAUAAUUCCGAAACAAAGCAAAGGUGAGUUUUCUUACCUUAUGCACUUUAAGGUCAAUUAUUCAUACCAUAGUUUAGUAUCAGUUCUUUUAAAGCACUGGAUUGAAAACAAUUUAAUUUGAUUAGAACAAUUUGUUCAAAAUAUAUUUAAUAUAUUCUAAACAGAUAUAGAUAAAUUGGCUUUGAAGAACCUUAUUUGAAACAUCAACGAAACCUAAUUUGAUCAAUUCCCAAACACCAACAACCCAGCUGCUAUACUCUCAAUAUUUUUAGUGGAGUAUUGAAAAUGGGUUUCUUGCCUUAUGAACUUAAAGUCAAGUAAUUGUACCACAGUGUAGUGUCAAUUUUGUUUGAAACAGUCUAUAUUCGUUUAGUAGAACUUUUAUGUAUUUGUUAAUUGCAAGUGUUCAAAUUUAGAAUUGUUGCAAAGUUGGGAGAACAAUAUUGAUUUAAAGCCAUUAAAAGACUGUAGUAUCCAUUCUUUUAUAGCACUGGCUUGAAGACAUUUUAAUUUUAUUUGAUCAAUUUAUUUAAAAUAUAUUUGAUAUAUUCUACACAAAUGUAGAUAAAUUGGCUUCGAAGUACCAUACGUCAAUGAAACCUAAUUCAAUCAAUUCUGAAAUACCAACAUUGAAGGCUGCAUUACUCUCAAUUUUUUUAGUGGAAUAUUGAAAAAAAGGUUAGUUUUUUGCCUUAGUCAAGUAAUUGUAACACAGUGUAGUAUCCAUUUGGUUUAAAACAGUUUAUAUUCGUUUAGUAGAACUUUUAUGGAUAUGUUAAUUGCUGGUGAUCACAUUUACCAUUCUUGCAAAAUUGGGAAACAAUACGGAUUUAAGGCCAUUAAAACACGGAUAAAAUUUAUAUUCUAAAAAUCACUUUUUUAUUGGAACUUGUAAUAUUUUUGAAUAAAUUACUUGGAAUUACUUGGACACAAUUUGGGUUUGUUUGCACAGACUUUCUAUUUAUGACUAAAAUUUAUUUAAGAAUUUUAAAAAUUUUUAGUGGUCGUUUAAGAGGAUUUGUAUGUUAAAACUGAUAUUGAUAUUAAAUGUUAUUUUUAAUCGUUUUAUGUAUGAUUGCAUUUUUACUAUCUAUUCUGAUGAAGCUCUAGAAUUUAAGCAAUAAAUAAAUUAAUAUUU